CAAACAAACAAACAAACUCUUCAGCUUUAUAUAUUAGUAUAGAUAGGUAAGUUAAGAUUUGUAAGCACAAAGUGCAGGUUCGAUCCUAACGGGCAAAGUACCAAAGUGACUUUUCAAACUGAUACCUGAGUACUUUAUUCAUUCUAAGACACCGCUGACACGGUGACGAAAACCAUCGCAAAGCUGGAUAUCAAAUAUUGGAAUCAUAAAUCACAAACCCGCAGUGAGCUAGCGUGGCUGGCGAUAAAUACUCGAAACCUUUCCCUAUACGGAAAGAGACCAACGCCUCAAAUAAAAAAACAAUAUAAUUCUUAAUACUUACUUAGUUUCUGUGCUUUCAUAUUAAAUUAAUGCAACUUAAAGAUAUUCAGAUUCUAACUAUAUAUCUUACACUGGAUUUUAACUUAAUUCAGCAUACUGUGAGUGAGGACUAUAGAUAUUUAAUUAUAUAAUGGUCCACUUUGUUUAUUAAACUUUCAUGAUAGUCAUGCGUGUCAAACGUACAAAUUACACGACUAAUUCAGUUUACAUUAUCGAGAUAUCAAAUUAGGGAUCCGUGAGCUAUGUUAAGCAUCGUAAUAUAGCAUUUACUACUCUGUUUAAUUUAUUCUUAAACUCGCAAAAACCAUUUUUUGCAUUAUUGGCAAACAGCGAAAUAGUUGCGAGAUAGCGCAAAUGACUGCGUGGAGAAGAAUCUCUCUUCCCCUCGCAAUACUAGGUAUUACCCGGUGGUAGAGCCUCAGGUCUAUUUAAAAAUAGCUACUACAAAGAUUUACAAACUGGUUACUAUGAAAACUUAGAUACUACUACAGAAUCUCAGAAUUUUAUGGACUGGAAAAAAAUAAGAAAUAGAAAGAAAAAAUCAUUAAUACAUCUCUGCCUUUGUUAGUCAUGGUAAUUUACUAAAAUGUGUGUUGUCAUAAAUCGGUAUGUGGAAAUAUCACGCAAGGGCAGAUCGAUAUUACCGAUGCUAUCAAUGCCACGUGAUUUUAGUCAGCUUAGUGCCGGUCUUGUGUGUACACAAAUGAACAUUCUACCGGAAAAUGUAAUAGGUCAUGAAAGUGUAUCCUGAAAAUAUUAAAAAUGAUUAUUCACGUUCAAAAAAGAAAAGGGCGUCUUCAGAUGUUAGUGGCAUAUCAUUGCUGGCUACAAGCCUUCGUCAUCAGACAACGGAAUUCUUUAACAAUUCAACUUUGCAUGGUGUGCGAUACAUCGCUGAAAAAGACAGACCGUUUUGCGAAAAGUUUAUGUGGUUUAGUUUUACAGCCGUCGGUGCUGUUACAACCUGUAUCAUAAUUGUUAGCUUAUGGGAGAAAUUUCAAACGAAUCCUACUAUUACGGGUUUAGAUACGGAUUUUCACAAUUGGGAUGUACCUUUUCCGGCGGUAACAGUGUGCGAUGCAAAUCCAGUUGAUGACGAGCUACUGGAAGCUUACAUAGAAAGUGUUUGGGGCUCCGAUCCACCUGAAAAAGCUGGGGAAAUGCUGCGAUGGAUGGCGACACUCAGUUAUCGUUCAAUAGCAGAACAUGCUUCAACAUAUCUCUCGGAUCCCUCUUUAGUUGGAAAGACAGAAGAGGAUGCUCCUGCCCCGGUUAAGAAUCCUAAAGAAGCAAUUUUUCAAAUCGUCCGUCACUGUGAAUCGUCGUUUUAUGACUGUGAAUGGAAGGGAGAUUCAGAAGAAUGCUGCGACGUUAUGGUGCCAGUGUUCACGGAAAUGGGAUUCUGUUACGCGUUCAAUUCGAAACAUGCAGAAAAAACGUGGCCGUGGCAAAGUCAAGCCCAAGCGGAACAAUUUAAUGAAGCUUUUAUUCAUGAAACCGACGCAAAAUGGUCUUUUAUGUUUAACUCGGAACGUAAAAACACAACUUUUGAUAUUUACAUUCAUUCAACUGAAGAGAUGGCAGGUCUUGAACAAAGCGCACAACAUAAUUGGGACCGUCGCGUGGAAAAGGUCUCGUUUUCUGUAAAGCACACUUACACGACUGAGGACGCCCGCCAGCUUUCUAUUCGUCAACGACGUUGUGUGUUUGCCGACGAACUGCAUUUAGAGACCUCCAACAUUUAUACUUAUUCGGCUUGCAUGAGACAGUGUCGUAUGCAACGAAGUAGAGCAUUUUGUAAAUGUGUACCGCAUUUCUAUCCACCUCUUAAGGGCUACAAGCAAUGCACUCUCCCGGAACUAAGCUGUAUAGCGCAAUACGCAGCUGCUAUAACGGACGUGACGCGAUGCACCUGUGAACUUGGCUGCUCUCACACCGUGUACGAAGUUGAAAAACUUUCCGACGUCGAGGCAACACGUAAUACCGAAAACACUCUUUUGGAGACAGAAUUUGUUUCAUGGCCAAUGGUUCGCUACAAACGUGAGGUGCUUUUCGGUUGGGUCGAUUUAUUGGUGUCGUUCGGCGGCAUCGCGGGUCUCUUCCUUGGCUUCUCUUUGCUGUCUGGCGUAGAGCUGAUCUACUACUUCACGUUGCGGGCAUGGUGUGCAGCCGCACGCGACGCGGACACCCUGCGUCAGGAACGUGCUGAAAGACUUGCUAGACCUAAGCCGCCUCAUGAUCUCAGCCUUGUGCCUUGGUGGAAGCAACCGCCAGCACCGCGCAGUGCCCGCCCUUUGGCAGUACGCGCGAAAGACGUGCAACCACCGGAGUAUUCGCCACCGCCAGCAUAUCCAACCUACUUACCUUAAUUACAAUAAAUUCUAUUUUACUCAUUGAAACGACUACGGCUUAAUCUAAUAACCAUGUUAAAAAGUGUUAUCUGGAGUAUGGGAAAGUAAAACGACAGAAGUAUUUUGAAGUUAAUAUUUAUUACAAUAUUUUGGUCACAUCCAUUCUAAUGUCGCAAUUAGUAAAAUUUAUAUCGAACUACAUUAUCGUGACUAAUUGGACACAAAAACAGUCAACAAGUUCCAAAAAUUCGAGGAAUAUAAACAUACGUACAGUAAAGUCUAAAAAACGAUCACAAUAAUGCAGUUCAAUAAAUAACAAGUUUACAAAAAAAUAUAAACAUUUCGAGAAAACUGUGUAAGAAUAACAGUUUAUAUAUACAUUUUAUUAAAUUUAUACAAUUUGUUAUCUAAGAACCAAAGGGACUAAAUCAUAAUAAGCACCAAACGUCUAGGUUCUAAACAAUUAGGAAUGAAUGUUCUGACUAAUCAAACGUAAAUUACUAAUAUUGCAUAAAUAAAUUGAGUCAGUAUUCAUUUCACACACUUUAUUAUAAUAAAAAUGAAUAUAACAUAAUACUUGCGAGUCUUGCUUUUGUGAACACCAGAUAUUACAUGCUGAUUGUAUUUUUAUCGCAUUAGUCGUAGAAUGGAUUUUACAGCGUUCGUGAACUUAUGACUACUGUCUACUGUUUGAUUACAUAGUACAUUUAAUAAUAUUAAAAGACACAGAUAUUAAUAAAGGCGUAUUGAAAAGAGU
This is a messenger RNA of Trichoplusia ni (cabbage looper), 3429 nucleotides long. RefSeq names its product sodium channel protein Nach-like (gene ppk23). The record is from RefSeq and is a predicted model, not a curated record. Gene Ontology annotation, biological process: sodium ion transmembrane transport. NCBI's taxonomy places the organism in Eukaryota, Metazoa, Arthropoda, Insecta, Lepidoptera, Noctuidae. Gene Ontology annotation, cellular component: membrane. The coding region runs from base 1056 to 2690 and encodes 544 amino acids. The transcript is spliced from 11 exons. Gene Ontology annotation, molecular function: ligand-gated sodium channel activity.